AUGCUCCUAGUCUACCCUCUUUCCCGGGUGCAUCAAUUAACUCGGGAAAUAAAAAUUCAUACCCUUUCACUACAGUCGCUUCAUCAAAUGUCCGGAGCAAUAGCCCAUCAAGCAAAGACCUUCCUCGAUACGAGUGGCCGCCGGUACGCUGAGUCGCCACUGCCAGCAUGGGCCUCCUCAAUCGCAAUCCUCUACCAACUCCCAGAUUCCAAACGCCUCUACAACAGCCGACUCCUCCCCCGACCGUGGACUGUCCUGCUAUUCUCGUCGCUAUUCGCAGCCAGUGGCUGGAUGGCGUACGAUAACGCGCCGAUCGAUGGCGCUGGCACCACCGCGGCCUGGUCGGCUAUAUAUUGCAUCAUGAACGGGAGCCCCCGAAAGCUUGGGAAGCUACUGCGAUUCGGACGGGUCGCGCCGCUCGGGACCGCGGGGUUUGUGGCGGCUAACACUAUCACGCAUGGGUAUUACUAUUUGACGGUACCGAGAAGUAAGGAAGAGGUUGAGGAGUUGAACAGGUUGACGGGAGAAUGAUUAUGGGAGGGGAAGAGAGUUCUUAUUGAAUUGUCCAUGGGUACAGAAUUGCAAUGGCGGGUUGGUACUCGUAGGAAGAGUGCACCUUCUCAACAAUAAGUUUAAGGGGAUCGGAAGAUUAGCACAGGAUUCGGGGGGCUGUACUGUACAAGUACAGUAGUAGCACAUGGGCGCUAGUGAUUCUCGGCGAUAUGAGCCGCAGGGGUUGCAUAAAACUAUCUGGGGUCAGAACAAACCUGAGAUGGCCAGGCCUUUGUUCGACACUCCGGUUCAUCGGGGCGUAUUAUAUUCCUUGAUCGAAGGGAAAUACAGACCACUCUUUUUAUUGUUCA
Molecule: messenger RNA, 863 nt
Organism: Tuber melanosporum (Perigord truffle)
Lineage: Eukaryota; Fungi; Ascomycota; Pezizomycetes; Pezizales; Tuberaceae
Exons: 3
Coding region: 1-531 (176 amino acids)
Cellular component (GO): mitochondrion
Source: RefSeq, a predicted model, not a curated record